Messenger RNA from Ochotona curzoniae (black-lipped pika), 944 nucleotides. RefSeq names its product TNF receptor superfamily member 18 (gene TNFRSF18). Bases 38 to 796 code for a protein of 252 amino acids. Gene Ontology annotation, biological process: negative regulation of apoptotic process; positive regulation of cell adhesion. Gene Ontology annotation, cellular component: external side of plasma membrane; plasma membrane. The record is from RefSeq and is a predicted model, not a curated record. The transcript is spliced from 5 exons. Lineage: Eukaryota; Metazoa; Chordata; Mammalia; Lagomorpha; Ochotonidae. Gene Ontology annotation, molecular function: tumor necrosis factor receptor activity; protein binding.
UGCUGAAAUCCCCUGCGCGGGCGCUACCAGGGGCGCGAUGGGCGCGACGGCAGCCCUGUGCGGGGUCGCGCUGCUCUGCGCUCUGGGCCUGGGUCAGCGUCCCGCCGCGAUGCCGAGCUGUGGCCCCGGGCGCUUCCUGGACGGGCAGGGCACCGCCGCGCGCUGCUGCGGCCCCUGCGCCCCGGGGGAGGCGCCGUGCCCCGGACGGAACUGCACGUGUGUUCAAGCCGAGUUCCACUGCGGAGACCCCCAGUGCAGCACCUGCAAACACCAUGUGUGCCCGCCGGGACAGGAGGCUCAGCCUCGAGGGAGCUUCAGCUUCGGCUUCCAGUGUGUGGAGUGUGCUGAGGGCACCUUCUCCGCGGGCAGCGGGGCCCUCUGCAGGCCCUGGGCAGAGGAACAAGACCCACAAUGCAGCCUGCGUCCUGGGCCCGGUGCCCAGAGAGCCUUCCGGCUGGCUGCUGCCAGUCCUACUGGCCGUGGCAGCCUGUAUCCUGUUCCUGACUGCUGCUCAGCUUGGCCUGCACAUCUGGCAGCUGAACAGGUGGCGCAGGUGGCCCCCAGAGGCCCUGCUGUCCCUGGAGCCACCACCACUGGCAGCCGAGGACUCCUGCAGCUGGCAGUUCCCAGAGGAGGAGCGUGGAGAGCGGCUAGCAGAGGAGAAGGCCCGAGGGAUCCUGCAGGCGUGAGCUGGCCUGAACACAGGGGCAGAACCCCAGUGGCCCUGGGGGUCCUGCUGCCCGCCUCAGGGCUGGCCCUGCUCCCUGCGCCUGUGAAACUGGGUGUCGGACAGUGAAGUGGCUGUGGAGGGGCUCUGCUGGGCAGAGGGCUGGGGUGUGGUGGCUAGCCCUUCCCCUAGAGCAGAGGCUGUGCCCAAGGAGUUGUAGUGUCCAGCUCAGGGCCUGGCUGCAGGUUCUCAAUAAACACUCCUCAGUGCUGAGUGA